Messenger RNA from Amborella trichopoda, 2940 nucleotides. NCBI's taxonomy places the organism in Eukaryota, Viridiplantae, Streptophyta, Magnoliopsida, Amborellales, Amborellaceae. The record is from RefSeq and is a predicted model, not a curated record.
UUUAACCUUCCCGCGCUCUCUUAGGGCACAUGAAAUGGCAGCUCUCGAUACUCUGGUUCGUCGUUCAGAGAAUUAGGGUUUCAGAGUUGGGGUUCCAUUACAGGAUUUGAGGGCUUUGGAAUUUAGGUAUUAUUUAGGUAUUCGGUUUAUAUCUCUGUAAAAUGCCUCCUAGAAGAGUUGUAGGAGCUUCUUCUUACGCGUCAAUAGCCUCUGCGAAAUCCACACCUAAAACCUCUGCAAGGAAAACCACCCCCAAAACCGCCAUUAAAACCGCCUCCAGAGCUUCUGAGACCACCAAGAAUUCCUCUGAAACAGAUAUCGAGAGUGCCUCUAAAAUCGUCAUCGAAGUUUCUGAACCCGCCAUUGAGGACAAACUUGGAACCGCCGCGAAAGCCUCCGAAACCACUAAUAAAGCGUACUCUGAAACCACCAUCAAAUCGCCUGAAGCCGCUGUCAAAUCAUCCCUUGAAGCCUCUGAAACCGUUUCCAAGUCCCCUGAAACCGCUGUUAAAUCCACCACUGAAACCACCCCAAUAGCAUAUGAGACCACCUCUAAAGUCUCUGAAACCACUAUCAGAGCCCCUGAAACAAUUGCCAAGGCCUCUGUAGCCAACACCGAAACUACCACCAAAACCACGAAGAAGAAGAUCAUCAAAACCAUUGUUAAAGUUAGGCGCAAAAAGGUAUCUCCUUCUUCAAACCUUUCAUCAACCCAAGAAGCUUCAACGACAACCGCAGCACCAGAGACCACAGAAGAACCUCAAAAUGUGGAGUCUGUGGAGCCCGAUUCAACUAGGGUUAGUGUACCGGAGGACCAUAGAAGGGCUUUUUCUGAAAUCAAAGAAGACAAACCAGUGGAAAAUUUGAGGAGAGAUAAAAAAUUGAAUGAAGAAGAAAAACCAGUGGAAAAUUUGAAGGGAGAUGAGAAAUUUGAGGAAAAUGCAGUGGACACAGAGAAAAGCAUGGGAAUAGGAAUUGAAUUAGCUGGAAAAUCUGAGGUUUCAGAGAGGAGGAAGAAGAAGAAGACUGAGAUCUUUAUUGGGGGUUUAGACAGAGAUGCGACUGAACAAGAUAUACGCAAAGUUUUUGAGAAAGUGGGUGAAAUUGUUGAAUUGAGGCUCAUGAUGGACGGUGAGACUGGGAGGAACAAAGGUUACGCAUUUUGUCGAUAUUCAAAUGCAGCUGAGGCCAAGCGGGCUGUCACUGAGCUAGCAAGAGUUGAGGUCCGUGGAAAGCAAUGUGGAACCGCAGCCAUGGAGGACAAUGAUACAAUAUUUCUCGGCAACAUUGACAAGAAAUGGAAGAAAGAUGAUAUCAUAAAAUUGUUGAAUGAAGCUGGUAUUAGGAACAUUUCUAUGGUUAAAGUUAUGAAUGACUUAAAUAAUUCUGAUAUGAACCGUGGUUUUGCAUUCCUGGAGCUUGAAACGAAUAAAGAUGCUCUGAAUGCCUUCAAGAUACUUCAGAAGAAGGAUGUCUUUGGACAAGACAGAAAUAUUAAAGUUUCUUGGGCUGAUCCUUUGAAUGAUCCAGAUGAGGAAGAAAUGCUGAAGGUAAAAUCAGUGUAUGCAGAGGGAAUUCCAUCUUCCUGGGAAGAAGAUAAAGUGAGGAAACACUUUAUGAAGUAUGGAGAGAUCUCAAGGGUUGUUCUUGCACGAAAUAUUUACUCAGCCAGGCGGAAGGAUUUUGCAUUUGUCAAUUUCACUACACGCGAGGCUGCUCUUGCUUGUAUUGAGGCAUUCCCUAAGGAUGAAAUAUUUGAUGAGGGUUCAAAGGUGAAUAUUAAGGUGUCACUUGCAAAGCCUGUUCCGAAGGGUAAACCAAAGUCAACAAAUGAGGAACAAGCCAAACCGAAACCAAAAGCAUCCCAACAACGACCAGGCUAUACACAGUCCAAUCCUCCUUCGAGCAAAGGAAAAUUUGUUAGUAGAGGAAGCAACCUAAACAGUGGUUCUCAUACAAAUUCUUCUACAACUGAUGAAAUUCUAAAGGUUUUGAGGGAGCAGGCAUCCUGGAGACGAGAUCCAUUAAGUGCAGACAGAGUUUCCUCGGUUCAGGAUUAUAGGGAUACAUUACUAGGAGCCAAACGCCCUCUACCUGCAUUGGGUGAGGAUUUAUAUAGUUCUGAUCUGAGAGGGCAUCCUCGUACCCGUCUGGACAGCAUGUAUCCAACUGGAAGCUCAAGUUAUGGAGCAUCGAUGCAUGGGACUCCUCCUGGAGCAUCUCCCAUGCAGUUCUAUGGAAUGCCACCUGCUCGAUAUGCAGAAGGUGGGUCCACCAACAUUAGGACUCGAUGCACCUUUCUUAGCAAGGGCAUCAGCGAGGAAAUUGGCCUCAUGCCAGACGAGGGUCCACAAAGUUGUGAUUGACCUGCUAAUCUCAAAGGUCUCGUGGAAGAUAUGGGCUAGUUUCCACGGGUGGGCUGCCUUUCCUGAGGCCCAGGAGAUGACACUUUUAGAAUCCCCUCCUUCCGAGAACAGCUGGGAUUGAAUGCCCUUAAUCCAUCGAGCAAAAGCAAAGCCAAUUGACUUAGAGAAGGAAAGGAAGGAAUUGCCCGCAUGGUCUCUGAAUAUGCUCCCUAUUCCAGCUGGUCCAGGGUUGCCAAGGGAGGAACCAUCAAAAUUAAGCUUAAGUUGGCGUGGUUCAGGUGGCUGCCAUCUAACAGCACAACUCACCCUGGUGUGGUAAGAUGUAACAACGCCUGCCAAUUAAGCGAAAAAUCCACCAAUGAAAACUACUUGAACCGUUUGUAGUUUCUUGGCCAGAAGGUCACUAAGGAUCUAAUGUGCUCCUUGGCCCCUUCCGAGGUGGCUCUAGUUCUUCUGAAAAUGCGGCUGUUACACUCAGUCAAUAAUACCCAAAGGGUAGCAGAUAUGGUCGCCUUCCAUAGCAAGAUGCCUGCCUUGGGCCACGGCAGAAACUGAAGCAUGUUGAAGAGGCAAG